UUGUCGAUGUGCAUGUCAGGACUUGUUGUAAAUGCAUCGAGGAGAGGGCGUGGCGAAACAGCCAACCGCGGGAGUGAAAGCAGAGUAAUACCACUAUGAAACAGUCUCCCCUGUUAUCAACAUUUGGACCAUAGCUCGGCGAUAACGUGUUGGAUAAGCAUCGUUUUCCACGGAAUAAAAUAAGACUAUAAGGUUUGAAUGGGCUGACUGUUUUGAGAAUCGCAGCGGGAAACGUGGAAUGUCACAAACUGCAAGUGGACUUUCUUCCACAUCCAACGCAAGGACAAGCCGCUUGUUGGACACAUUCUGAUGUCAACAAGCCAUCGACAGUGCCUCAACUACAGACAGAUUUACAGUAAUCGCGAAUCAUCAGAUACAUCAAACUGCACCUGGUAUGGCCCGCCCCCAGACGGAGAGUGGAGUGGACCACCAUGGUCGGGGCAGACAACACACCUGCAGCAUGCAAGUCCAGCGGCCAGACGCCUGGCCUGGUGGCAGCAACAACCCUCUCCAGGCUGCAUACCACCAGUCCUGCCAUCUGCUCCCCAACAUGGACACCCAGCCCAGCCAGGGCUCUCUGCCCCCCCAGCCCCAGAGAGAAGCCUCCCCACCCCCAGUGCCCAUCCACUGGACACCCCCACAAGAGCAAGCACAGACCCAGACAGAGAGCUCCAGGACACCACAGCCAGGGAUCCCCUCCCUGACCUGCUGCCCCAGAGAGAUCGCUCUCCCCAGGCUUCUCCCCAGCACAGAGCCCCUGGAGUAGCGGACCCGCGGUUGGACGACGAGGUGGUGGAAUUAGUGGCCAACCAGCUCAAGAGAAUCGGCGACGAUUUGAAUGCUACGAUCGUCCAGAGAAUGGGUGGCAUCCCCCAACGGCAGGGCUGGAGAGGCCUGUGUCUAGGAGUCCUCCGUUUCCUCUCGGAUACCCUCAGCAGUCUGCACCGACUGAGAUAAACUGACUCUGGAUCGGGAUUGGAUGCGCCGGAGCUCCCUACUGGACGAAUCACAGACUGCUUCAGAAUGGACUGAGUCCGCUGGAACGGACGGACCCCUUUUCUUUUGUCUCUUUUGUACAUCUUGUGUGUGUGUGUAUAUAUAUAUG
Oncorhynchus gorbuscha (pink salmon) is the source of this 1105-nucleotide messenger RNA. RefSeq lists its product as uncharacterized. The transcript has 4 exons. NCBI's taxonomy places the organism in Eukaryota, Metazoa, Chordata, Actinopteri, Salmoniformes, Salmonidae. The coding region runs from base 310 to 957 and encodes 215 amino acids. The record is from RefSeq and is a predicted model, not a curated record.